Messenger RNA from Ananas comosus (pineapple), 534 nucleotides. RefSeq lists its product as uncharacterized. Lineage: Eukaryota; Viridiplantae; Streptophyta; Magnoliopsida; Poales; Bromeliaceae. The record is from RefSeq and is a predicted model, not a curated record. The transcript has a single exon. Bases 1 to 534 code for a protein of 177 amino acids. Gene Ontology annotation, molecular function: enzyme inhibitor activity.
AUGAAGAUCAUCACUGUUCUCUUUGUUUCUGCUCUUGUUCUCUUCCUCCAAAACUCAUCAGCUUCCUUGGACGAGGGGUGCAAGAGAUUGCACGCGGUGAAUCGCAACGAGAGCUACGAAUUCUGCGUCACGAGCCUUCAAGUCGAUCCCGACAGCCGCACCGCGAAUCUCUCGCAGCUCACGCUCAUCGCGUCGAAGCUAACGAAGAAGAACUACACUCACACGUUCGGCGUGAUACAACAACUGCUGGGGAACCAAAGCCUUUCGCAUUCGCAGAGAGAGGCCCUGGGGGCCUGCAACGAAACGUACAGCUCGGAGAUCGAGCACGCGGACAUUGCGAUCGUUGAUCUCGAAACCGGUGACCCCGAAGACGCGGUAGGUCUACUGCAGGCCGCCGCUAGAGCGCCAGGCAACUGCGAGAGUGCGUUUAGUGAUCGACAUGAGGCGUCUUUGAUUCCUGGAGAGGAUGCUUUAGCUUCUCUUAUCAGUGCUCUUGCGCGUGAUCUCGCUGUGUUGCUUAAUUAUAAAGGAUAA